Messenger RNA from Protomyces lactucae-debilis, 1711 nucleotides. Its product is annotated as Metallo-dependent phosphatase-like protein. The coding region runs from base 179 to 1660 and encodes 493 amino acids. Lineage: Eukaryota; Fungi; Ascomycota; Taphrinomycetes; Taphrinales; Protomycetaceae. Gene Ontology annotation, molecular function: protein serine/threonine phosphatase activity. The record is from RefSeq and is a predicted model, not a curated record. The transcript has 3 exons. Gene Ontology annotation, cellular component: cytoplasm; nucleus.
GACAACGACACAUCCACAACGACAUACCGAUUCACGCGCUCCGCCUUCUCGACUCUCUCUUCAAGGCACCCUCUACCAUCUGCGAGCAGCUGUCGAAUCCCCUCCAUCCUUUUCUUACUGCCAUUCGCAUUUUCGCCGCCUUUUACUUUUCGCGAUAGUCUAUGCAGCACAGCUCGACAUGGGCAAUACAUCUUCCAAAGGCGAUGCAUCCACCUUGCCAAUGAAGAAGAGCGACACGCAAGGAUCCACGCGCUCAUUCAGAUCAUUCAAAAAUGCCAUCAAGAAGUCUUCUUCUGCCAUAUCCGAUGAUGGAAGUGAAGGCGCAACCGCUGGCGGACGGUCUUCCAGACGCUCGAGUUCCGGGUCAUUGCCCAAUUUUGAGACAGACAAUGACGACGACGACCCGGCCUCGCCCAUCAAUGAUGUCCAACGACCGCCAUCACCGACGCAUGGCAAGUUUUCGGGUCAUCGCGCCGACAAGGUGGAUGAUAUGGGCGGCGAAGUCAGUAACACAUCGGACGCAGCGCCCAAAGUCCCGCCGACUCCAUCAACGGCAACACCACUAUCCCCCAUACUCAUGAAAAGCGCGAGCACGAUCGGGCUCUCUGCGCCAUCAGCAGAAGUCCUUGCAACGAGUGCCGCUUCAAACAAUUACCCGACCAUCAAGAAUAUCGAUGUGGACGAUUUGAUACAACGGCUAUUGGAUGCAGGCUACACAGGCAAAGCAACAAAGUCUGUGGUCCUCAAAAAUGCCGAGAUUGUGGCUAUUUGUGCUGCAGUUCGGGAGAUUUUAUUAUCACAACCCGCCCUACUUGAACUCUCUGCUCCCGUCAAGAUUGUUGGCGAUAUCCACGGGCAAUUCACAGACCUCAUUCGCUUAUUUGAAAUGUGUGGAUUCCCGCCGAGUGCCAAUUACUUGUUCUUGGGAGACUAUGUCGACCGUGGCAAGCAGUCGCUCGAAACGAUCUUGUUGCUCAUGCUCUAUAAGAUCAAAUACCCUGAAAACUUCUUCUUGUUGCGCGGCAAUCACGAGUGUGCUAACGUCACACGCGUGUACGGCUUCUACGACGAAUGCAAACGGCGCACGAACAUCAAGGUGUGGAAGACCUUUAUUGACGCCUUCAAUACACUCCCUAUUGCUGCGGUCGUUGCCAACAAGAUUUUCUGUGUGCACGGUGGUUUGAGUCCGUCAUUGGCGCACAUGGAUGAGAUUCGUGCCAUCACACGGCCAACAGACGUUCCAGACUAUGGCCUCCUCAAUGACUUAUUGUGGUCCGACCCUGCCGACAUUCACAAUGACUGGGAAGACAGUGAACGCGGUGUUUCUUAUUGUUUCAGCAAGAACGUCAUCCACCAAUUCCUGGCGAAGCACGACUUUGACUUGGUAUGCCGAGCGCAUAUGGUCGUUGAGGACGGCUAUGAGUUCUUCAAUGACCGGACACUGGUUACCGUCUUUUCAGCACCAAACUAUUGCGGCGAGUUUGACAAUUUUGGUAUGUACACUGUGGUCAUGUGUGUAUCCGAGGAAUUGCUUUGUUCCUUUGAACUCCUUAAACCGUUGGAUGCUUCAGCGCUGAAGCAGCACAUGAAGAAAGGCGACAGCAAAAAACAUACAAUGAUGCACAGUCCACCAGCACAAUAUCUCAGUCGUUCCGAGUAGGUGCGUGUGUCAAACUUUUGCUUCAUGUGUCUAUGCUUUUCUGCCUUCUAC